Messenger RNA from Rhizophagus irregularis DAOM 181602=DAOM 197198, 996 nucleotides. The record is from RefSeq and is a predicted model, not a curated record. NCBI's taxonomy places the organism in Eukaryota, Fungi, Glomeromycota, Glomeromycetes, Glomerales, Glomeraceae.
AAAAGAACUAUAAAAAACCCGAGCAAAAUGCUGCUUUCGCUAAUUUACAGUCGCCUCAGUUAAAAGAAAAUGUGUAAGCCGUGUUCUGAUGUAUGCAUAAAUGAUCCUACAAAACUCUGGGAGGAAGGGAUCGUGCCAUAUAAGUUCGACAAUAAUGGUGUCUUCUGAACUUAUUCACUUUGUAAAUAAAGCAAUGGAAGAUCACCAUGUUUAGUCCAAUAAAAUUCGUCGAAAGAACGAAUCAAAUUGAUUACGUUAAAAUCGUUAAUAAGGGUGGCUACUGGUCUUAUGUUGGCAAGCAAGGAGGAGAACAGUUACCAAGGGUUGGCCCAUCCAAUCGGUAGUGCUAUGCACGAAUUAUUACACGCGUGUGGUAUGUACCAUGAGCACUCUCAUCCUGACCGAGACAAAUAUUUGUUCGUUCAAAACAACAGUUACGAUUACAGAAGAUAUGAGCCAAAUGACGUCAGGUGUUUCGGUAAUUAUGACUUUAAGUCAAUUAUGCAUUAUCAGGACAACGCGAAAUGUUAAGUGAAGGUGAUAUAAAGGCUAUCAAUAUGUUAUACCUCGACUCGACACCUGAUAUCCAAAGAGUGAAGAUAACCGCUUCAAAUGAGGAAAUGAAAUUGCAGUUUCUAUUAAAAAUAAAAUCGAAGAUAUUCCGGAGGAAAAGAUCCCAGUGAUGAGAGGAAGCCAAAAUAAACAAUUUCGAAAAUGGCGGCUGAUUUUUUAUUAUCUGUUUCUGAUGACCAGUUUUCGUAUAUGGAUGUUAUAUUAUUAUAUACAUCGUAUUUAUGUAGAUAGGAAAAUGUGACCAUAUAUAUAUAUAUUAUACUAAACAGUUAAAAACACUCCUAAAAUAAUUUGCUGUCCGUUAUUACUUAACUGAUGGGUCUUAAUAGAAUUAUAAUUAAAAGCAAAAAACCAACGUUGUUGAAAUCGGUUUAACUUGUUAAAUCACCAAGACCUAAAUUUAAUUUGAUACAAAGAGACUUU